GGUGCGCUAACGAUCCAGGUCAUACUGGUAAGACUAGUUCCUUUUGGCGCGCGCUCAGGCAGAGUGAAGUUCCCCCCUCCCUCAACAGCGUGACAACCAGCCACUGUUUCAGUCUCAGACGACUUAAGAACCAUCCAGAGGUGUAUAUCAUCGAAUCGAUUCACUUUCCUGAAGUACCAAAGGACAGAAAAUAAUGGCAUCUGGAAUCAAAGUUACUGAUGAAGUGGUUACAGCAUACGCUGAAGUAAAGGAAAAGCACAAGUUCAAGUACGUGGUGUUUAAGGUGUCAGAUAACGAGAAAGAGAUCGUCGUGGAUCGCAAAGUAGAGGAGUCGUCCUGGGAGGACUUCCAGGCCAGUUUCCCCAGUGAUGAACCACGCUGGAGUGUCUACGACUUCGACUACAAGAACAAGGAGGGACAGGAUCGCAACAAGCUCAUCCUCGUCAAGUGGUGCCCAGAUAACGUCAAAAUCAAGGCUAAGAUGAUGCACUCCUCCAGCUCUGAUGCCCUGGGCAAGAAGUGCAAAGGUGUGCCCAUCCAGGCCAACGAUCGCGACGAACUCAACUACAAUGAAGUGAGGGACAAGAUCCUCUCAACUAGCCAGUAGUGUCUCGAGUCCAAGCCUCAAUUCACCUUUUUUGCAAUGCAAUCUUUUGCUUCAGGACUCUGUGAGAUUUGGUAGCCUCGUAAAACCGUUGGGUUUUAUAAACUUACCUUAAGAGACAGACCUUGGUUUUCUGGUACAUGAAUGUAGAACUUAUAAUGAUUGCUUCUUUUGCAAAACUUCAUGGAAAAUGUGUCCAUCAAACUUUCUGGCAUUUUACAGAUAAACCUACUGAAACCUAAUGUAGUUAUGCCUCAGAAUACAAUGCAUUGACAAGAUGAUCAGUGCAAAAAUGACUCUAUGCAAGCAGCCACCAUGAUGUCAUGUGGUAGGCAAAAAGCCGUUAACAGUAGGGUAAUUUGCAUACUGAUAAUUUGCAUAUAUCUUCAACUAAUUUGCAUGUAUGUGAUGAAGAAAAAAAAACAGUGACCACAUGUAUUGGCAGGCAUGUCUUGUCAAUAACAGAAUAUUUAUCUCUAUUGACAAGAUGAUCCUGUAAAUAGUGCAAAAUUUUCUGUUAUUGAUAGAAUGAUCUUGUCAAAAACCAUUUCCAAUUAUUUUACCACACUGUUGCGAACCUACAUUUUUUUUAUGAAGCCAACUUAAAUACGGACAGGAGAAACACAGUAAAAUACUAUAUUUCUUAUGAAGUUUCACAAAAAACUUAAACCCAAUGAUUUAACGAUACUACCAUAAUAUUAAAUAGAGACCCAGCAAAGGUUUGUGAAAAUGUCAAAAUGGUGAAUACAUUCCUCCUUUUUCGAGACUAAACUUUGUAUUUCUCGGCAGAUAUAAUUUUUUUUUCGCUCCAUCGGAUAUCACAGACCAAAUCAUCACAUUAUAAUUAAUAGUUUUAAUUGUAUAUCUUGGAUUGGUGAAUUUGUUAAAUGCAAGAUUAGCUGAGGCAGUAUCAUUUCUAUUUUGAUAACCACAACAGAUUUUAUACCUGUUAGAAGUAGUAUAAAGUUUGGAAGGUAUUUCUGCUAUUCACAUAGACACAAAUUAGUAUAUACAAUAUAAAGCUAUGGUUUGAAGUAUUCAGAGAUAACACAGAUUGUGAAAGUGGUUAGAGGGAUUGGAACUCCUGAACUAUGUAAUUGAUAGAUUGUUUAUAUUCCACUGUUACUCAGCUAUACUUUCAGGGCAACUCUGUGUCCACAGUAUACAUGUAUGCACUGCAAAGCUGUACAACUCGGAAUAGGAAAUAAACCAGUUUACUAUUAGUACAAGUA
This is a messenger RNA of Branchiostoma belcheri (Belcher's lancelet), 1836 nucleotides long. RefSeq names its product cofilin-like. Gene Ontology annotation, cellular component: cytoplasm; actin cortical patch; actin cytoskeleton. The transcript has 5 exons. The record is from RefSeq and is a predicted model, not a curated record. Gene Ontology annotation, biological process: cell motility; actin filament severing; actin filament fragmentation. Gene Ontology annotation, molecular function: actin filament binding. Lineage: Eukaryota; Metazoa; Chordata; Leptocardii; Amphioxiformes; Branchiostomatidae. The coding region runs from base 194 to 607 and encodes 137 amino acids.